Galendromus occidentalis (western predatory mite) is the source of this 3627-nucleotide messenger RNA. RefSeq lists its product as uncharacterized. Lineage: Eukaryota; Metazoa; Arthropoda; Arachnida; Mesostigmata; Phytoseiidae. Bases 1 to 3627 code for a protein of 1208 amino acids. The record is from RefSeq and is a predicted model, not a curated record. The transcript has 20 exons.
AUGUAUUAUCCGGAUGAUGUGACAAUGAUUGAAGCGGAUGAUGAGCUUUGUCGUCGGUACUUGAAACACAAGCGUCGAGAAGGCUUGGAUGGAGCCUUGGAAAUGGCCAAAAAAAGUCUCAGGUGGCGGAAAGAGUUCGGUGUACGGGAACUCAACGAAUACAAUAUCUUCCAACUCUAUCUCAACGUUGGCUGCUUCAUACCCUUCAAAAAGGACAAGGAGGGUUUGCCCUGCAUUAUUUUCCGCACAAAGCUUCACCGGAAGAAUGUUGCUCGGUCGGAGGACAUGAAACGCUACAUAAUUUUCUGGGUGGAAUACUUUCUCUACGUACGCAAGAACUCACGCCUGAGUUUCGUCUUCGACUGCACGGGCGCCUCCUACAGUUGUACGGACUUCGACCAGGUUAAGUUCAUCAUACAAAUAUUCAACGAGUUUUAUCCUUGGGCUCUGGGGAACGUCAUCGUUUAUAAUAUGUCCUGGCUGUUCACAACCGUAUGGGCCGGCAUCCGGGCACUCAUCCCUGCUGACGGAGCUGACCGCUUCAAAUUCUGCCACGGGGCAGAGAUAUAUGAGCUCAUAGACCGUGACAAUCUCCCCGAAUUCAUGGGGGGUCGCGUGCCAACUCCAUUCCGAGAAUUGACACUCGAAGAAAUCGAGGCCGUCCCCACCGAUCCCGAAAUUGAAAAGAUAAUUUUCACAACCCCGGCGAUCGAGAAAUUCUAUCAGCAGAAUUUCGGCCUCUUCACGAAAUCCCCGCGGACGUUCGAUGGAUCGAAUCACGAUAGCAUCUUCGUUUGCAGCCCGGACGACACUUUGACGUUCGAAGCCUGUGGAAAUAGUCGGAUCGCGAGUCUGACACUCACAAAUACUUCUUCUGACGCCCGUCCAAUCGCCUUCAAAAUGAGUACUAAUCGCCCGGAUGCUUACACCGCUGAUCCGCGCGAAGGCAUCGUUCGUCCUGGAGAGACCAUCCGAAUCACGAUAAGCAUAAAGAGAGGUGGCAGAACAGACUCAGACAAGGUCCUACUGCAAGUGAUUCCCAUGGAUGACCGACAGAAGAAUAUCAAGGAUCUUUUCAAGUUCUCGAACCGCAAUCUGAUUGAGCAGAAGUUGAUUCGAUGCGGAAUUGACGAAGGAGAGGAAUCGGAUUCCGCGAUAGCGGGAAGCGAGGCUAGUCGCAGAUCCUCCACGGGGAGCACGUCAGUCGACCGAACGCUCACAGAGUUGAUAGCUCUGACGGAUCGGCAGCAUAGGGCUAUCAUCGGACUUUAUUCUCUUCUGGUGUUGUGUGUAGCCGUGAUCGUGAAGCUGCUGAUCUCGAAUUCGGGCACGAAAACUCUUUCGGCGAUAUUGGAUGACGAUCAAGACUUCAAAGCCGAGGAGCCCAAGGGUCGGAAGAAGACUAGGAAAAAACUCAAUUCGAUCAUCGCAUUCCAAGCUGAGGCGAAAGCCACGGCGAUUCUCUUGUUCGACUAUUAUAAGCGAUUCCGAGGGCUCAACGUGAAUUGCACGCCUCGACAGUACUUCUGCAAAGAGCAGGUGCUCAAAUGGGUCUUCAACAUCAUGAGCUGCAUUAAAAGUGGGACUCUCACGGAUGUUCUGGGACGAGAGAUGUUCAUAAAUCUCUACAACCUCUUCGUAGCGAAUUCGGUCGUUGAUGUCACGGUCACGAGGUACUUCUACCAUCUCCUCGCUCUACUGCACGCCUCGUUCGGUGAACUCCAGAGUCUCCUCGAAAGCACUGGGUGCAAGCAAAUCGACUACACUGUCCUCCUGGAACACCUGGGAGCGAUGAUUCGAUUUGCGAAAUUGGAGCUCCCACCCGGGGUGGAGCAUUUUCGUCCGGUACGAGUCCUGGGAGCCGGGGCUUUCGGAACUUGUUUCAAGGUCCAACACGUGACGACCGGGAAAUUCUAUACUUUGAAAGUGGUUCCAGCCACAGCUUAUCCGACGAUGGAGCACAUCGUGGCCGAUCGAAUUUGCGCCACAGUUGUCAAGCAUCCGAUGGUCGUGUACUACCUCGCAUGUUACCCCGUGGCGCGAUAUCAUGUGUCGAUCAUGGAAUACGUCGCAGGCAUCGAUUUGCAGAAAGCAAUGCCGAUCGUCGAAGAUUUCGGAGUCGAGCGGACGCGACUCAUAGCGGCUCAAAUGGUGGCCGGACUCCAGCAUAUGCAUUAUCGGGGUCUCAUGCACCGUGACGUCAAGCCUGGCAACAUACUCCUCACGAGCACAGGGAAGAUCAAAAUUAUUGACUUUGACACGGCAAAGAUGGGCUUGGCUUUGAGUGCGAAACGAUUCUGCAAUUCAUUCUUGGAGAGAGCCGCUGGAGAGCAUAGAGAUAAGGAAGUGGCUGGGACCUUUCUGUAUAUGGCGCCUGAAAUUCACGAGCGUCGCCGCUAUGGGAGAGCUUCGGACUGGUGGUCUCUCGGUGUGCUCCUAUUCCGUAUAGUCGAGAGGCGGAUGCCCUUCUAUGGGAAAACGGAAGAGGAAAUCAGAGCAGCAGUUUUGGGAAGCUCGGUUAAAUUCCGAAAAGCGGCAAGAAAAGGGGAAGAAUACGAAAACGCUCGUGAUCUCAUAAGCGCUUUGCUGACGAAAAAACCCGUGGAACGACUAGGGUCCACGUCGUUGGAUGAAAUCAUCACGCACAAAUUCUUCGAAGAUCUCGACUGGAACCUCUUGAGGAAAAAACGGGUCUUCGAAAUUCCUCUGAUCCACGAUCUUCUGAAGGAGAACUCCAUGAGUGCACAGAGAACGGGGAACGCUAAAAGCGAUACAGUAUUCGAGCCCGAAAUUCUGUAUGAUCAGCCCAUAAACACUUCGAACAUGGUCCUAGUCUUCACGUCUACAUCCGAACAAUCUGCUGCUUCGAAGGCCCCCGUGCUCGAGAUCACUGUAGACGAGUCGCAUCCAUGUCCGAGAUCCACGCAGUCCUUGAAACGAUCGGAAGCCGAAUGCUUGAGAGUUGUCUAUCACACCGAUUGGAAUUUGGAUUUGAAAUUUGGCAUCGUACGCGGAGAAGACAGUCUGACGUUUCCCAUUAUCAGGAAAAUGGCUCCAACGUACUCUGAGGUAUCGAUGUUGGUCGAGGGAGACAUACUCAUCAAGAUCGACGACCAAUCCGUUGUGUGUGCGCCGCUGAGGAGAGUGCAGGCGUUGAUAGCCGUUCCGGGUCAUCAUAUUUUACAAGUUUCGAGUUCGAAUCCAUUCCGAGUCUACGGCAGAAUUCUGAAGUGCCAGCCAUUGCUGAAAACCAUGCGGACCUUCAAUGCAUUACUGGUUGCACCGACGUGUACUGCGCCCAAAUCCAGGCGAAGAAGGUCAGGGCGUCCCUCGGACGAGGACUUCAUCGCCGUCCGACAAGUAUCGACCAAGCCCUUCCGAGGUCGAACGUUUGAUCUUUUCUUCAUCUCCGGGAUAAGAGAGAGCGUACAAGCGAAUUUCUUCGUUGGGGACCUAAUCGUCGCUGUCGACGGAAUCGAUGCUAGACGGCUCAGCUUGGAGUCUUUGCAAGGACUCCUGCGGUGUUACAAGGGUCCCGUGGUCCUGAGACUUCUACCGACGUCGGCGCUGCGGCAUGAUCGGCUCCGUUUCGAUCGCUUGUUUUCCGCCUUCGCGGAUCUUGCGUAG